CAAGGAAAGUUAGGAGAUAGUAGAAGAGAGAGAGGAGAUGGUGAAUAGCAUAUGCCGAGAGACAUUUGGUUUGAUACCUCCAAGGGGCCUGACCUCCUACAGACUCGGCUUGGGAACAGAAUAUCCAAUAAGAGAAGUUCCUUGGGAGUCCUCUCAGAUUCCCUUCAAAAGCAGUCUGAAAUCUCACCCACUCUAUACGAAUAUUUCUCAAUCAAAAUUCCGAAGCCAACUCAAACUCGCACGCACUCUCGACAUUACAUGCCUAUAUUUAUAAUCUCAUCACCAUCAUGACCACCACUUCUCUCUCUAUAAGUCACUCUCUCUCUCCUCUCUCCUUUUCUACCUCUCCUUCUCCUUCUGCUUCGUCUUCGUCAGCUCUGUACGGUCCGGUGUCUCCUAAAGCUUUGUGCUUUAUCUCCGUGAGAAAAAAACCCGUUUCUUUGUUUUGCAAAGGGCGGGCGGAGAGGCAAACAAGAUAUUUUUUUGUGUCUAAAGCAAGCGAUAUGACUAUCGAUGAAGUCAGGGAAGAGGAGGAGGAGGGGCCUCCGUUGCUUGACUCGGAGACCAACUCUAGGCCCCGCCGCAUUGCGCUCUUUGUCGAGCCUUCACCUUUUGCAUAUGUGUCAGGGUAUAAGAACCGGUUCCAGAAUUUUAUCAAAUACUUGCGUGAAAUGGGGGAUGAGGUGAUGGUGGUGACCACACAUGAAGGUGUGCCUCAAGAGUUUUAUGGAGCAAAAUUGAUUGGAUCACGCAGCUUUCCCUGCCCCUGGUAUCAGAAAGUGCCACUUUCCCUGGCACUUAGUCCUAGAAUAAUUUCAGAGGUUGCUCGAUUUAAGCCUGACAUAAUACAUGCUUCAUCACCUGGGAUAAUGGUUUUUGGAGCUCUUGCGAUUGCAAAACUAUUAUGUGUCCCCAUAGUGAUGUCUUAUCACACUCAUGUGCCAGUUUACAUUCCAAGAUACACUUUCAGUUGGCUGGUGAAACCCAUGUGGUUGAUUAUAAAAUUCCUACACAGAGCAGCUGAUCUUACGCUGGUGCCCUCCGCUGCAAUUGGUAGGGAUCUUGAAGCAGCUAGUGUGACAGCUGCUAACAAGAUUCGUCUUUGGAACAAGGGUGUUGAUUCUGAAAGCUUCAACCCCCGUUUCCGCUCGCAUGAGAUGCGAGUAAGACUAAGUGGUGGUGAACCUGAGAAACCAUUGAUAGUUCAUGUUGGUCGACUUGGAGUUGAGAAGAGUUUGGAUUUCCUCAAGAGGGUUAUGGACAGGCUUCCAGAAGCACGAAUUGCUUUCAUUGGAGAUGGCCCAUAUAGAGAGGAGCUGGAAAAAUUGUUUACUGGCAUGCCUGCGGUAUUUACGGGGAUGCUUGGAGGUGAAGAGCUUUCGCAGGCGUAUGCCAGUGGAGAUGUUUUUGUUAUGCCUUCAGAAUCUGAGACACUUGGGCUAGUUGUUUUAGAGGCCAUGUCUUCAGGAAUUCCUGUGGUGGGAGUUCGUGCUGGUGGAGUCCUAGAUAUAAUCCCUCCAGACCAGGAGGGCAAAACUGGUUUUAUGUUCAAUCCUGGCGAUCUUGAUGAUUGCGUGGGCAAAUUGAGGACUUUGUUGCAAAACCAAGAGUUGAGAGAAACCAUGGGGAAAGCUGCACGUGAAGAAAUGGAGAAGUAUGAUUGGAGGGCAGCCACCCGAAAGAUACGAAAUGAACAGUACAAUGCUGCCAUCUGGUUCUGGCGCAAGAAGAGAGCGCAACUAUUGAGACCUCUUCAAUGGUUGGCAAAACGCCUUUUCCCUUCCCCAGAAGUUAUAUAAGUGAUGCAAAAAUUUCUUGGGGGUUUUCAUUACUGGUUUUUGCCAUCUUUCUGGACUGCAGAGGAGCCCUCAUGGUACGUGUGAUUGAUUGCCAGACAUUCAUUUGUUGUAUAUACUGGACCAUGCUCUGUCGUCAAUCUGUUGUAUUUUGUGGCAGAUCGACUUAGAUGUCGAUUUGAUGCUAUAUAACAAGGCAAAGUUUUUCAGCUUCAGUAUUCCUUGUGGUCUUCUGACAUUUUCCCUUGUUUCAAAUAGAUGGCUAUACUUUCUCAUGUGUACAUAUGUUGUUAACCAAGAAAGAGUAUAACUUUGCCUCUUA
Messenger RNA from Carya illinoinensis, 2118 nucleotides. RefSeq names its product sulfoquinovosyl transferase SQD2. Gene Ontology annotation, cellular component: chloroplast envelope. Gene Ontology annotation, molecular function: UDP-sulfoquinovose:DAG sulfoquinovosyltransferase activity. The coding region runs from base 288 to 1799 and encodes 503 amino acids. NCBI's taxonomy places the organism in Eukaryota, Viridiplantae, Streptophyta, Magnoliopsida, Fagales, Juglandaceae. The transcript has 11 exons. Gene Ontology annotation, biological process: glycolipid biosynthetic process; sulfolipid biosynthetic process. The record is from RefSeq and is a predicted model, not a curated record.